UUAAACAAUUAACGACCUAUGCCCGAGCGGGUAGCUUCAUUAGUUUACAUAACGCAAUUAACCAUUCGCAAGGUGACGAAUUGCUUUAUCUGGGCAAUAAAAUUCAGUUUCAGCAUGCGUUUUCAGUGCGUUGUACUGUGUAUUUUACUGCUCUGCUUCCAAAACGUGAACACAAAGACUACUAAAAUAAACUUGGCUGAGGAGGAUAUGCUCCUAUUCUGGAGACGAUCAAACGCGGAGAGAUGCAAGCCGUUCACAGUGUUCCAGAUCGACUGUAACCACUGCGUGUGCGCAGCCGACGGCACGUCAUCCUGCACGAGGAUGGACUGCAGACCUCACCCUAAAACACGACGCAAACUUAGACGAACUAAAAAACCAGUAUACUACACCGAUGAGAGUGAUGAUGAUGACAGUGCACAUUAAUUAAACCUGCCUUUUAGUCAUAAAAUAGAUACUAAACUAUUA
Leguminivora glycinivorella is the source of this 465-nucleotide messenger RNA. RefSeq lists its product as uncharacterized. The transcript is spliced from 6 exons. Lineage: Eukaryota; Metazoa; Arthropoda; Insecta; Lepidoptera; Tortricidae. The record is from RefSeq and is a predicted model, not a curated record. Gene Ontology annotation, molecular function: peptidase inhibitor activity. The coding region runs from base 19 to 423 and encodes 134 amino acids.